Molecule: messenger RNA, 902 nt
Organism: Daphnia magna
Lineage: Eukaryota; Metazoa; Arthropoda; Branchiopoda; Diplostraca; Daphniidae
Product: putative defense protein 2
Exons: 5
Coding region: 54-632 (192 amino acids)
Molecular function (GO): oxidoreductase activity, acting on metal ions
Source: RefSeq, a predicted model, not a curated record
CACCGGUACAUCAGUCGCGUACGUUUCAACCACAGAUCGUGUCGCCAAGAAAAAUGUUCACUUGCGUGAUAGUUAGUGUCUUCACGUUACUCGUCUUGCCGACUGCAAACGCAUCACCGAAUGGAGCACCAACGGCCGCCUGCGGGAGCAUGACACCUCAACAUGGAUACGAACCGCAAACCUCUGCAUCGCCCUUCAAGGCAGAAAUUCCAGUUGGGGAGUACGUCUUGAUGGACGAUCCUGUGCAACUGGAACUGCGAGCCUCAGCUGGUGCUACUUUCAAAGGUUUCCUUAUAAUGGCAUUCGAUAAGGACGAGGAUACAAAACCCAUCGGAACUUUUACAGAACCCGUUGAUGGCCAGUUGCUUAACUGCACCGAUGGUUUCACGAAUGCUGUUACACAUACGAAUAACACCGAGAAGAGUUUGGUGAAAAUCAAAUGGCAACCGCCUCUUUAUUACAUGGGAACGGCAGUUUUCAGAACUACGUUCGUGCAAAACUCGACGACAUAUUGGGUCAAGACGGAAUCGAUUGGCGUUUCUUUUGUGAUGGAAAUUCCGAGUUCUGCUUCGCAGUCCAGCACGACGUGGGCGGGCCUUAUCGCUUUAUUGCUGGCCCUCUUAAUUCAAUAAGUUCUCACGCCACACCUCGUACAUUAUGCAGUCUACUUCACGAUGCUCGCUAAUGACUUAGUUGAUACACUAUACUAGAACCCACAUUUCUUAAAGAUGCUUUCAAGUUGUGCUUUUAAUUUGUGAUUGAAAUAACGAACUAUAUAACCAAAUGUUCUCUAAUUGAAUUUACUGGACGCUGGGAUACGAAGUGCCAGCGAUCGAAAGUGUAAUUGGCAUGUAAAAUGCAAAAUGAAAUGACAUAAAAAUUGCAGUUUUCUCUUUCUUUUA